Molecule: messenger RNA, 3990 nt
Organism: Sitodiplosis mosellana (orange wheat blossom midge)
Lineage: Eukaryota; Metazoa; Arthropoda; Insecta; Diptera; Cecidomyiidae
Product: zinc finger protein 729-like
Exons: 20
Coding region: 225-3857 (1210 amino acids)
Biological process (GO): regulation of transcription by RNA polymerase II
Cellular component (GO): nucleus
Molecular function (GO): zinc ion binding; RNA polymerase II transcription regulatory region sequence-specific DNA binding; DNA-binding transcription factor activity, RNA polymerase II-specific
Source: RefSeq, a predicted model, not a curated record
CAAGAAGCCACCCAACAUUAUAGAGUGAAUCAUAAAAAUGAACCCAGAGGCUAUGUGAAAUGUUGUUCAAUGAAUUUGCCGCAGCUUUAUGAUUUCAAUUACCAUAUCGUGUGGCAUUUGAAUCCUGAAUUGUUCAAAUGCCAGAUUUGUGGUGUGACCAAAAAAACGCCACAACUCUAUGCACAACACAAAAGCACACAUACAAACCAAUUCACGUGUGAUAUAUGGCAAAGUUCACCAAAAAAAGCUCAGUUGAUCGGCAUAUCCAUGAAGUGCACGUGAUGAAACGGAAUUAUCCAUGUGAUAAAUGCCAUGAAACCUUCAAGACUCAGAAGCGUUUGCAAUAUCAUGUUAAAAUGACACAUUCCAAAGGCGUGAAUUUAGAUGAUUAUAUAGAGGAAGUAAAAAAGAUAGAAUACCAUCCAAGCGAAAUGCAAGUCAAAAGCGUAAUGGACAAACAUUUCGAAAGGAAAUGUGAUCUCUGUGAUACUGAGCUCGAUACUCUUACAAUGGCUAAAUCGCACUAUUUAGCGAAACACAAAAAUCCAAAUGGUUAUCUUCGUUGUUGCAAUUAUAAACUCACACAUAAUUCGAUGUUUCUGGAGCACAUUCAAUGGCACAUCGAUUCAAACAUAUUCAGAUGUCGAUUGUGCAAUACGGCAUCGAAAUGUCGAUAUAAUCUGCUUAGGCAUGUGAAAAAACAUAAAAUCGUCUCAACAAAGCAAUUUAUGUGCAACAUUUGUGACCAAUACUUUGGGACCUUCUCACAGCAUCGAAUUCAUAUGGAACGCAAGCAUUCAGAAAUGCAACCGAAUUCGUCACCGGUCGAAACCAAUCCAAAUGAAAACAAUGGUGAUUUGAAAAAUGACAUAGAGAUCCCGAUCUAUGCCGAUGCAUCGUGUGAUCUGUGUCCAGCAACAACGUUUAACUCGUUCUAUGAAAUGCAAUCACAUUACUUAGAUAUUCAUAGCGCUGCAUACGGAAAUGUAAAGUGUUGUGAAAGUAAGUUUUUCACAUUUCCUCAAUUCAGAGAUCACAUCGCAUGGCACAAUGAUCCGAAUAUAUUUAGAUGCGGUGUUUGCAACAAAUCACUGCCAAAUCGUAGAACUUUACUUCGACAUAACGAUUUGCAUGCAAAUAAAUUUCAAUGCGAUGUAUGCAACAGGUCAUUUGGAAGUACAAAUCAUCUAAAGCAACAUAUGAAUACACAUAAAGCUCGUGAAACACUCAAGCGAAAUAUUGUGUGCGAUGUCUGCCACAAAAAAUUUCGCUACGAAGAGACGAUGGAAAAGCAUCGUAAAAUGCACACAGACAAUCUUAGGUAUGACCAUAUUUGUGAAUUCUGCGCCAAGGAAUUCAAAACCAUUGUGGAGUUGAAAAAUCAUAUACUCAAAAAACAUUCUACUGAAACAAAGCAACCGGAAGCGAAAUUGCAAUGUGAUGUGUGCAAUGGAUGGUAUCCGAAAAGCAGCUUGAAGGCACACAAAAUAAAACACAAUUCAGAGCCACAGAAAUGCAAUCAAUGUGAUAAAGUUUCCCCCAAUGCACAAGCACUGGAACAGCAUAUUCGGUACACUCACAAUAGUGAAGCCAAUUUCAACUGUCAUUUAUGCGAGAAGUCGUUCAAAUUGCCAGCAUCACUCAGAGAUCACAUUGCAACGCAUUUGAACAACAAGAGCCACAAGUGCACCUAUUGUGAUAUGACAUUCGUUUGGCGUCAAAAUAUGUACAAGCAUCGCAAGCUUCAUGAAGAAUGGCUGGCCGAUAAAGCGGAAGCACCAUCUAACGAUAAAGUGAUGGAAAUAAAAAAGGAGUCAGAUCUGUGUCGUCUGUGUUAUACACAACCGGUGGAAUACUUUGAUAUAUUCGAAAAUGCUACAUCGAUGCCGACUAUAGUCGACACACUGAAGCAGUACUUUGACGAUGAGGUCAACGAUUCGGAUAUUUUGCCAAAAGUAAUUUGCAUCGAAUGUUGGGACAGGAUUGAAUCAUUUCGCAAGUUUUCCGAAGAGGUUAUCGAAUUGCGUGAAGAAUAUCUCCAACGUCUCAACAGUGCUGUCAAAGAUGAACACAUUGAAGAAUGUGUGAUUCCGCCAGAGAUCCAUCGGGAAAUAGUUUGUGUUGAUCCAUUGAGGGCCAUAAAAAUGUUAAUUGAAGAAGAAGAUGAGAAUAUGGAAUUGGAAGAAAGUAACUUACAUUAUAAUCUAACUGAUGAACGGGGAUCUCCCAAUGACGAUGAAGCUUACGAAGAAGUAUUUGACUCUAAUAAGCUGCCACAGUGCAAUGAAAGUGUGCGAUACACGUGUGACAUAUGCCAGAGAGAAUAUAGUAUGAAAAAAAGACUCGAAACACAUAUGCUUGCAGUGCACGUAUCAAAAAUGAAAUUCCCAUGCAAUCAAUGCGACGAGAGUUUUGGGUCUCGAAAACGUUUGGAAGAUCACCAUCACUUUAAGCAUUCGAAAGAGUUAUUAAGUGAUUAUUUGGAGGAAAUAAGAAAAUUGGAAUGUAAUCCAAGCGAAGAUCAAGUCAAAAGAAUAAUGGAGGAAUUUUUCGAGAAAAAAUGUGAUCAAUGUGAUGCUCAGCUCGAUAGUAUCACAAUGGCCAAAUCACACUAUUUAUCAGAACACGGGCAUCCAAUAGGCUAUCUCCGAUGUUGCGAAACUAAAAUUUAUAAUAACAAAACCGUUUUGGAACACGUUCAAUGUCACAUCGAUCCAGACAUUUUCAGAUGUCGAGUAUGUAAGCUAGAACACAAGCAUCGAAAAGCAUUCAUUAAACAUUUGAAAGGGUAUGAAAUUUCAACAACAGAGCUGUUAGAAUGCUUCAUUUGUGAUCAACACUUUGCGACCAGUGCACGAUGUGGAAGGCAUAUGGAACGCAAACAUUCCGGAAUACAAACGAUUUCUUCGUCGGUUGAACCCAAUUCGAGUGAUAACAAUGCCAAUGACAUAGAGAUACCGGGCUAUUUUGAUACAACGUGUGAUCUGUGUCCAGCAACAACGUUUACCUCGUUCAAAGAAAUGCAAUCACAUUAUUUAGACAUCCACAGAUCAGUUGGGUCGGUGACGUGUUGCCAUAAGAAAUUUUCCCAAUUAAGUCAUAUCAGAGAUCACAUUGCAUUGCACAAUAAUCCGGAUAUUUUCAGGUGCGAGGUCUGCAAAGAAUCACUGCCAAGUCGAUACCGUUUGAAACAACACAAUGAUUGGCAUUCAAAUAAGUAUUAUUGCCACACGUGCAAGAAGUCGUUUAAAGUUGGAAAUCUGUUGAGAGACCAUUUAGAAAUGCAUAAAUAUCGCAAUCAUGAAAUACAAGGCAAUUUCAUUUGCGAUGUGUGCGACAAACGAUUCCCUAACCGAAAUAAUCUAAAUAACCAUCGUAAAAUACAUGAUUUAAAACACGAUCAGAUUUGUGAGUUCUGUGCGAAGAAAUUCAAAACAAAAACCAAACUGAAACUCCAUCAGGAAAAACAUCUAGAUGUAGCACCUAAAACAAAGCCAAAAUUCCAGUGUGAUAUAUGUAAAGGAUGGUAUACUUCGAAGGGUAUUUUGAAAGCACAUAAAAUGAAACACGAUGCAGAGCCGCAGAAAUGCAGUCAAUGUGAUAAAAUUACUCCUAAUCCACAUGCACUGGAACAGCAUAUACGAAGGAAUCAUAGUGAUACGAUACUCAACUGUCAUUUAUGCGAGAAAUCGUUCAAAUUGCCAGCAUCACUCAGAGAUCACAUUGCAACGCAUUUGAACAACAAGAGCCACAAGUGCACCUAUUGUGAUAUGACAUUCGUUUGGCGUCAAAACAUGUACAAACAUCGGAAACAAAUGCACGAAGAGGAGUGGCUGGCCGAUAAAGGCAAGAAAUAGGUGCGACAAAAAACGCUCGCAAGAUAUAUCUCUUCUGAUGGACAAGUACAACAUUUUUAGAUAAAUCAAGCAGACAAUUAUCCGUCAAAGAAUUUUAAAAUAAAAUUGCUUCGAUUGUUACAGAAAAAAAAAA